AAAAGAUUGAUCUGGCAACACCGACUGCCCCCACCUAACUACCGGAAUCACGCCGCCAUUUUUGUCAUUUCAUUUACGUUCGGCGGCGUGGUCUUGGUGCUUUGAGUUUUGGUACAUUGAUAUUCGUCUGGCCGUAUUUGCGACGGUUUAAAUAAUUUGUAAUCUGUUUUCGCAUAUAUCUUCGCACAGUUUUACUACCAUGAGUGACAGAGAGGGUAGCAGAUCUCCAGGACAUAAAAUGAAUAAUGAACAUUCACCCCAUCGAAGGGAGAGGGAGGAAUCUCCACGUAACCACAAGGGGAAAAGUUAUUCUAGAAGUCCAAGUCGCAGUAGGAAAGUAUACAGAGAAGGUGGCGGAGAGAAAAGGCGAGAUAGAGAUGAUGAAAGAAAAUACAGAUCUCGAAGUCGUUCCCGUUCUGCGAAACGGUACAAAUCAUCCCGUUAUUCUCGCAGCAGAUCUCGUUCAUACAGCCCAAUGUCCAGUAGACGCCGCCAUACAGGAACAAGGGACAAUCCAAAACCCUCCCGAUGCCUAGGUGUCUUUGGACUCAGUAUCUACACGACAGAAGACGAGUUGUAUCACAUCAUGUCAAAAUAUGGUCCUUUGGAGCGAUGCCAAGUAGUCAUUGAUGCAAAGACUGGCCGAUCCAGAGGGUUUGCUUUUGUUUACUUUGAGGCCACAGAAGAUGCCAAAGUGGCCAAAGAACAGUGCUCUGGUAUGAAAAUCAAUGGCAAGAGCAUAAGAGUGGAUUAUUCCAUCACAGAGAGAGCACAUACUCCCACACCUGGAAUAUAUAUGGGAAAGCCCACAUACAAAUAUUCCGAACGCUACGAUAGAAGGCGAGAUCGGGAUGAUUACUAUGGCGGCGGUGGCGGCGGAAGGAGCUCUCGUUACCGUAGACGUUCUCCUUCUCCCUAUUAUAGCAGCAGGAGACAUCGUUAUUCCCGAUCAAGAAGCUACUCUCCUCGUCGUUAUUAAAAGACUACUUGGGAAGGUUUCUUCGAAUGCAUUAUGGGCGUUUAUUUUCUUAGUAUAGUUAUAUAGCAUUCGAAAAAGGUUCAUUCCACCCCUCACUUCUUUUCUAUUCUGUUUUGUAUCAAGUUCAGUUAUAAAAGGGUUGGAAUAAACACUUUUAGAUGUUCGAUAUUUUUCCUGUGUAUAUUGAGGAAAUUCAAUAGAUAAAUGGGAUGCAUUGAGAUUCUUUUGCGGUAUAUUUCGCACUUGUAACUUCGUUACAUUCUUGCUUGGCAAUUUAAGGACUUUUGAUUUUUAGUUGCACAAACUUAAGUAAAUCUCAUUACAUCAUGUAAAUAUAACUUCUUUUUCGAAUCGAAUGUCAAUAAAUAUGCUAGUGACAGAUUAUGUACUGGUUCAAAAUUAAGUUCAAAUUGAUUAAGUAAUCAAUACUAAUCUUUUGGCAUCUUGCAUGAUAAUGACUUGAGAAUAAUUUGAGGAAAGUGACCCAUGGAAUUUAUUGUAAAUAAGUGUUUUUUUGUAUCUGUGUGCAUCAAAUAUGACGCUAAGCAGAUAGUAGUUUUUACACUAUUUUCACAUAUGACUCAAACUAUCGUAGAAGGUUAAUACGAUAGAACUUUAUCAGCAUUUUCCUCUAAUUGUAUCUUUUUGCAGUUUAGAAAAGUUUGCAAAAUACUCUUAGCUCUUGAUUAAAAUUAUCUCAUAUUAACUACAUUUUACAGAAAUCAUUUUUUUAGGAGUGGGUUCUCAUAAUUCUUUCAUACGGUCGUAAUAAUAAAGAACGGUAAUAAUAAAUUACCUGCUGACUAGUUUAUUUGUACAUUAAUAGCAUGCCUUUUGAAUAAAGAAAUCGUCUGACCUAAUUGUUAUGCAAAAUUAAAAUCGUUCACAAUCCCAUUUAUCUUGAGAAUGUAUAUAUUAUGUUUGGUUGCACCUUUUAUGAUAUAAAUGUGAAAAUUAGUAUAGUCCAAAUAAAUACGAUACCAAACUAACAUUUAUUUUUUUGUGCAAAGGGUAUAGAAGAGGUAAUGGAUGAUGAAAAAUUGCAAGUAGAUAAACAGAAAAAACAAUCGUAUCAAAUCUCAAGUUUCUAAGUGAAGCUCGCGCGAAAACCGAACACACGAGAAAAUUUCUUCAGUUCAAGUCGAUGACUGAAAAUAUGAAAAAAGAAAUCGUCCUCGAAAGAUUUGAGAAAACACUCUCGAAGAAUGAAAUCUUGAAACUCAAGAAGCGCUUCUCGUCAGGGAUAAACUAUCCCUUGAGACACUUAAACGUGUGGAUAUACAAAUAAAAUGAUUUCUAGCUACCUGUUUGUUGAAGUCACUGGGAACUACCUUUUUCUCCUCAACACGAGAGUGUAAGUAGCAAAGUCACACGCUCACAGUUAUUUCAUCCCUUGCAUACACUCAAAAUGGUGAAUGGUUUUUCUAAUGCUAAGUGCAUAGUGAUGGCGAAUGUUAUGUCUUAUAUAGAAUAAAUGAAUAAUAGAAUAGUUGAAAAUCCUGGGAUAUAACAAAAAAAUAUGUUACAUGUUUCCAAGUUGUACUGUAUUUUUAAUAUUACAGGAACAAGCCUCCUAAAUUGUACCAUUUAGAAAAAAUGGGUAAAAUUUCCAAUACUCCGGGGAUACUUUUAUUUUAGGUGUCAAGCUGUAUGAUUUUCAAAUGUUUCAAUUUUUAUUGUCUCUACGUUCCUAUUUUAGAACAAUAAAGUUUAUAAAAACAUUGUGAAUGGUACGAUUUGGGGGAGCAACUGUCAUAAUUGUACCUUUAGUGUUUCUAAUCAUACUUAUCUAAAAUCUACCACUUACGUAUGGUAACACAUGUGGAGGAUUCAAGAAUCUAUCUAGGUGGCAAGACAGUAAUAGUCGCAGGAUUCAUGUUCAUGUUUGUCUAGGGUGGUAAUUUUUCCACCAAAAUACAGCAUCUUAUUGAAAAGUAGUAGGCUUGGGUGCGUAGAAGGGGAGGAGGGCUCUAAAUCCGCCAAUGGAUGGCACCGGCAAGUGUACUUGGAAAAGAAUAUAUAUGAUUGUCGCGACAACGCUUCUUAUAAAGCCGCUAGGAAUAAUAAAAAAUCUUUAUUUCAAAAUAACAGUGCAUGAUUACGAUGUAUUACACACUGUUAGGUGAAAUAUACGUCACAGUGUCAUCGAGACAGGAAAAAAAAAUAACAUAAUGGAGAUUUUACAUUUCAAAAUAUUCUUGAUAGUCAUACGGUUCUAAAUGCAUUAACAGUUGAUAAAUACUCUCUGCAUAAAGCGGAGAUGUGUAAUUUCUGUAUAACCUCAUCUGGUCAAAAAUCGUUCAACAGAUUGCAGAUUUUCCAUUCAUUUGCAUGCUACGAGCUAGGCGAAUGUCACAGGAUCAGUAUAAUCCGUCAGCAUUUAUCAUGGAAUUUGAUAACACCUAACUGAGAAAAUAAUUUCUCCAACUUGAUUUUUUAACAAUGAGUUAGUCUUACGUCAAGAAUGCAACGAUACCAUUAUCACGAAAUUUUAUUGACGAGUAAUAAGAAAAAAAAUAAUGUGUUGGACGAUCCCGCAGCUGAAUGCAGUCCUGUAUACGUCUAGGCAUCGACAAAAUGAGAUGAUCGAUGUCUGUUGUGUUACCUCAUUCCAAGCAACUCGUACUUCGUGGAUUAUCUGUGGCGGAUGGUGCAAAGUGGAUAGUCUCUUCCCCCAACGUAUCCCAUACAUGAUCGAUGGGAUUUAAAUCCGGGGAAGGCGGUGGCCACGUCAAAUCAUUAACGCCUGCUUCUUAAAGAAAGUCCGUAUUACGACGAGCAAUAUGGGGACGUGCGUUGUCUUGUUGAAAAAGGACGGAUGGACGGCCGUCUAGAUACGACAGAAAAGUUGUUUGUAGGACAUCAUCAACAUAACGUGCAGCAGUCAUAUUGCCUUGAACAAAGAGAAGGGGUGAUCGGCUACCAUAGGUAAAUAGUCCUCCAAACCAUUACUCCAACAGUCCUGUGUACAUGCCUCUCAAAAGCAAAUCCAUUAUUACGCUGUUCUGCACGUCUAACCCUUCUACGACCAUGGUGCGUACCUAGACAGAAGCACGAUUCUUUCGCUGAAAAUGACAUUCUGCCUUCCAAUGUUGCCUUUUCUGCUCCAGUUCAAGCGUUGACGACAGUGCUCCACAGUCAAUGUACGCAUAGUAACAGGUGUACCUUAUCCUCCAAACCAUUGCUCAGCGAUUUGACGCGUAGUAGCAACACGGUCUCGUAGGGCUAGUUUCUGAAGCACCUAUCUUAACGCUCUGUGGUACGCCUCGGUGGAUCAGUUGGCCUUCUUCGUGUUCCUGUACCUUCUGUCCACACGCAUUACCGUCAUUGCAGUACAAUUGAUACGGCGCGGCGGCCAAUUUUGCGUUUCUUCACAAAAACUAAGAGAUAACGUUUUAACGGUAAAUAAAACGCUUUAAAUGUAGUCAUUUAUGUUGCCAAAAAAACAAGGUGGAGAAAUUAUUUUUUCUGGGUAUAAUACUUAUAAUGUUACUUGAGUAUACUUUAUGGACAGAACAUGACAACCGGGAACGGAUUUCGCGACAGAGCUGGCUCAUGGGGGGGGGGGGGGCUAAGGGCAGAUACAAACAAGUGUUGUUGUAAAUGUAGCUUAUGGACAGGACAUUUCAGUUAAGAACUGAUGUUGCAACAGGGUCGUAUUAUGGGGGUUAAAGGGUACUCGCGAGUUUGUUCGAAAAUCCUCCUAGAUAUCUAAAAUUUGCAGUACUAACAGAGUAGAGUUGAACUGAUAAUGCAUUUAGUGGCAUGGGCAAAAAGGGGUUUAGCGGCUGUAACUUUAAUAUUUACUUACGAUUAGACAGAGAGGUAUUUUUUAUACUGAAAAAUUUGGUUUGAAGCAAUGUGACAGUUUCAAAAUUUUAGUUAUCUUAUAAUUUUAAGCAUACGAAGUUUCUGGUAACAGCUACUGAUAAUAAUAAAUUCACUCAACCUGAAGAUUUGAAAACUACACGUAAAAAUAUAAUACAAGUAACCCGACACACAAAAAUACACAAGAUAAAAUACAAGUUUAUGUAAAAAGUAUGACAAAUUAAUAAUUUAAGAAUUCUUGAACAGAAUAAAAGCAGUUUUUAGAAAGAGCUCUUUUAGUGACCUGUUAAAGUUAUGUCCAUCACUCAUUGAUUUCCAAGAAUGAGGCGAAAAGUUGACGAGUUUGCCGCACAUAUAAAAUGGGAUACUUUCAUAUGAAGUUGCGUUGUGCUUAAUGGGUCUCGAAGCAGUGCUACCUCUGGUACAGUAGUUAUGUACAUUGCAGUUUUUCUAAUACGCGGUUACAUACUACAUGUGUAUAAUUGUAUAAUGGAAAGUAUUUCGUAGCUUGUUAAAAAAGGGCGACAUGAUUCCGUUGACUUGGUGAGUUUCCCCAAAAACCACAUUGUAUAAUAUUUGGGAGUAUAUCAUUGAGAAAUAAACAUUCAGCGUAGUUAGUUGAGUGAUACCAAGACAGCCUUUCAAUUUAAGAAUAGCUUAACACGUUUGCUGCUCCCGACGCACAUGUGGCGUCCGAGCAAUCAUUAUCUGAGUGCUCUCGACGCACAAGUGGCGGCCUGGUGUUUAUUCUCAUAUACCUACAUGACAAUCGAUGCGCACGGCAGUUAGGCUUAUGAUUUCGUGGGAGCACGUUCUUAAGGGUUUUAUUCAAGAGUUUUGCUGUGUGGUUCGAGUUUUCGUUUAAUUUUUUUUUUUUUGUAAUGGCCGAGAGUCCAACUCCAAGCCCUUCGGCACCGAAGUGCCUUAGAAUUAAGAAUCCCAAAGUUCUUACUGAAGAUGAACUGCGUGCAUUAGCAUACUUAUCAAGCUCGAGUGAUGAAGAGCCAUUACCGGACUCGGGCAGCAUCUGGAACAUCCGACGAGCGCCAAGAUGCAAUGUCUACUGCCUCUCAAAGCGAUAUGGAGCUGUUGGAUGUUGUGGGAAAUGAACAACAGUUAGUAUGGACAGAAUACCCCCCAAAUCUUAGGCAAAUUGAGUUUACUGGAAAGCAACAAUUAAAUGUACCAAUACCUGGUCAAGGGAAACCUAUUGAUUUUUUUUUUACUCCUGGCCGAUGACGAGUUCUUUGAAAUUUUAGUACAACAAACGAAUAUUUACGCAGAACACGUGCUACUAAACAAAUCGUCUGGACCUAACUCUAGGAUUAAUCGAUGGAAACCUACAGACAAAGAAGAAAUGACUAUGUUCUUGGGGUUGACAAUUUUUUUGGGAAUUCUUCAAUUACCUAGAUUGCGAGACUACUGGCGUACCAAUCGUUUUCUCAAUUUGCCCAUCAGAAAAUAUAUGAGCAGAGACCGAUACUUAAUUAUUUUGCGGUGCUUACACUUUGUUGAAAAUUCUCGAGAUUUGGAAAGUGACAGGCUAUACAAAGUUCGGCCAUUGCUCAACUUUUUCAACAGUAAAAUGGAAUCUGUUUAUUCCCCAGGCAAGAACCUUUCAAUAGAUGAAUCGAUGUUUUUAUGGCGCGGUCGCCUUGCGUUCCGACAAUACAAAAAAAAUAAAAAACAAGAACGGCAUUAAAUUUUAUUUGCUCACCGAGUCAACUAGCAUUGUUUAAAAUAUGCAAAUAUAUACUGGGGUACUUGAUGAUUUAGGUGGUAAAGGACAUGCUGCUAAUGUGGUCCUGCAUCCUAUGAGAAAUUACUGGAAUAAGGGAUACAGCCCAUACAUGGAUAAUUAUUACAAUUCUGUAACCCUUGCCAGCCAACUCUUAGAGAAAAAUACGUACUGCACGGGUACUUUGCGGGCGGGAAGAAAAGAAACUCCAGAAGAUGCAAGUAAGGCGAAACUAAAGCCUGGCGAAUCCGUUCAUCGAAAUGGAGGAAGUGUGUGUGUAGGUAAAUGAAAGGAUAAACGGGAGGUACUCUAUAUUACUAUGGAGCAUGAAAAUACAAUGGAAGAAGCUUUGUCUAGAUUUGGCACCAAUAAAAUUAAACCAGCCCCAAUCAUGCAAUACAACAAAUAUAUGUCGGGUAUAGACUUACAAGAUCAAUUGCAGUCCUUCCCAUCGUAAAACCAUACGAUGGUACAAAAAAGUAGGAAUUCAUAUUAUAGAGACCAUGUUAUAUAAUUCCUAUAUAUUAUACGAAAAAUAUUCUAAACCAAAGAUGUCGUUCCUAGAGUACCGUGAAUCAGUAGUUCAUGCAAUGGUACCAGAGAUUAAAGCCAAAGAGAAGCCAGGUCCAUCCACAGAAGACCCAGGGUUUCAACAUGGUCCAUCCAAACUAGAAAAAGGCACAGGUGAUAGAAGACUGCGCAAAAAAUGUCGAUGGUGUUCAAAACGUGGAGUUCGUAAAGAUACAAGCUUUUGUUGUAAGAGUUGCCCGGAACUACCCGGACUGUGUUUAGACCCUUGCUUUAAGGAAUAUCAUAAUAAUCUGUAAAAUCAGAUACAUAUUUUAAAUAAUGUAUUUGUUAAUACUUAGUUCCCUUUUCAUGAAAUAUGUACCUAUUUAGUUUUCAAACAUGUUUUUUUAUUCUAGUUGAACAAUGGACCUAUAUUUUUUUUAUUUUAUUACGUUUAUGACUUGUAACUUUUGUAGUUGCAUAGG
This is a messenger RNA of Acanthoscelides obtectus, 7540 nucleotides long. NCBI's taxonomy places the organism in Eukaryota, Metazoa, Arthropoda, Insecta, Coleoptera, Chrysomelidae. The record is from the annotation of a GenBank genome assembly.